This is a messenger RNA of Lentinula edodes (shiitake mushroom), 1556 nucleotides long. Its product is annotated as DExH-box splicing factor binding site-domain-containing protein. Bases 75 to 1343 code for a protein of 422 amino acids. Gene Ontology annotation, cellular component: spliceosomal complex. Lineage: Eukaryota; Fungi; Basidiomycota; Agaricomycetes; Agaricales; Omphalotaceae. The transcript has 2 exons. Gene Ontology annotation, biological process: mRNA splicing, via spliceosome. The record is from RefSeq and is a predicted model, not a curated record. Gene Ontology annotation, molecular function: nucleic acid binding.
AUUUUUUUGCUUAGGUAAACUCGAAAUCAAUUCAGCUCGGCACCGCUUGGAAGCAAACUUCGUCUCUGACCACCAUGUCUGCCCAAAAGGUUUCGUUUACUAUUCGCAGGCCUAGUCCAACCUCGCGAGCUGCUUCCUCAGGACCAGAAUCCGACAGCGGAUCAUCCUUCAAAGUCCCUGCAUUACCCCGUCACCUAACAAAUGAUUCUAGUGUUCCUGGGAGCCCUCUCGCCAGAAGUGGCACUUCUUCGCCAUACUAUGAUGACUCCGAUAGUGAUCAGGAUGAUGAAGUGCAGGACGAGCUCGUUACUGGCUUCGAUAAAUUUGGGGUACAACGAUUGCACGAGCGGAAGAAACCCCAAGGUCCACUUGUUAUCCCUGCGCUCAAAAACCGCGACUGGCGUGAAGCUGCUCGUAGAAGGCGAACUCUCAACCAAUAUGUCCCGGAGUCUGCUCGCGCUCAGACUGUGGGAAGUGACGGCAGUGUCGGUGGACUUGGUACCAGGGAUUCCAUAAACAGUGGGCCCGUUGUCUCAGGGCUUCAAUAUACGAAGAAGGAAAUGGACAGUGAGAAGCGUGAGCAGGAUGUCGUGAUGGUUGAAGUUGCUGGGGAAGAUAUCCCGAAAGCAGAAGAAGAAGAGGAUUCAGAAGACAAAGCAGCUCUACGGGCUUUACUCGCUGGUGCGGAUGGUGAAGACUCUGGCCCUCGAAUAGACAUCAUUCCUACGCCUAUAUCUGAGAAGGAUGCUUACAAACAGGACGUUGAAGAGCUUCCUGAAAGCGCUUCACUUGCCGAUUACGAACGAGUACCAGUAUCGCAGUUUGGCGCUGCCAUGCUACGAGGCAUGGGAUGGAAGGAAGGUACCGCGGCUUCCAGAAAAGGCAACGGCAUCGUACAACCCUACAUACCAGAAUCACGACCUGCGUUAUUGGGUAUUGGAGCCAAGGAGAUGGAAGUCUUCGACGACGGUUCCAAAAAACGCGGCGGAAAUCGACGCCCGGAGAAGCGUUAUAUACCGGUAGUAAAGAAGGACAAGGAUGGGAAUAUAGUCUCAGAGGGCGAGGCUCGGAGGAGGGAUUCAGAGAGGGAGAGGCGUCGUGAUCGUUCCAGAUCUCCCCAACGUGAAUCAAGGGUUUCUUCGAGGCGUUCUUCCUCAGAAAGACGGUCUUACGAUGACCGUCGCAGGGAGUACUCUAGGAAGGACGAGGAUGAAAGGAAUAAUAGGAGGGAUAAGUUUCGGGAUCGAGAUACAGACAAAGAAAGUAGUCGACGGGAGCGAAUAGAUCGAGACCGCGAUCGCCAUCAGGAUCGUUCCAGAGAUACAGAGAGGCAGAGACGUUAGACUUCGUGCAUGGGCCGUGCAUAAAUUUGAAUAUUUGAAUGGUAAACUUACUUAUGGCGUAUGUCGUUCUUUGAUUCAUCGAUACCGAGGUACGAAACAAUUGUAGCAUUGAAAUUUGAGAACCAGCAACCGAGUGUGCCGUGUUGGAUGCUCUUCAGACGUGAAUAUCGGCUCUCAUGCCAUUAGUAUAGCUGUGAGCACAACAAAGUAGCU